Messenger RNA from Megalopta genalis, 4421 nucleotides. RefSeq lists its product as uncharacterized. NCBI's taxonomy places the organism in Eukaryota, Metazoa, Arthropoda, Insecta, Hymenoptera, Halictidae. Gene Ontology annotation, cellular component: nucleus. The record is from RefSeq and is a predicted model, not a curated record. Gene Ontology annotation, molecular function: zinc ion binding; protein binding; histone acetyltransferase activity.
UCGUGUGGGAGCAGGGAGGCAGACAACGAAUGCGACUGCGAAUGCUCACGAAAGCUCGCGACGUCAACGUAUAACAAAAACUUUGUUUAAAAUUCGCCCAGUGUUGUUAUUUUCUUUUUCUCGAAGGCGAUAGUGCACGUUAGAAAGUUCGGUCUUGUUAACAGUGGAAUCGGUGGCGGUGAGUGUCCACGGCGUGUUCGAAAACGUGAUAGGUGUGACUGCGCAGUCGCCAUGUGCUGCAAGUUGAAAAGAUUAAAAGUGCUUAUUUAAUGAAAAAUAUCUAUAUACAAUGGCAAGGAAAAAAGACAUUUACUUGUUGAAAAUUUAAUAACAGAGAACAAUACUUCUUUUGAGAGGAAGUUUAAUCUCAAAUAAUAAAAAGGUAUUGGAAAACAUGACAGAUGUUAAACCAAUUGGAAUCUCUCAAAAUCAGCAACAACAAACACAACAGCAACAACAGCCUCAACAACAACAACAACAACAACAGCAACCUCAACAACAGCAACAACAACAGCCUCAGCAACAAAUGAUGAUUGCAGCCCAUGAUAUUCAACAACAACAAAAUGUACAACAACAACAACAGCAUGUUCAGCAACAAUCUGCUCAACAACAACAAGUACAACAACCGCAGCAACAAGUACAGUCCCAACAGGUUCAGCCACAACAACAAAUUCAGCAGCAAGUGCAAUCGCAACAGCAAAUGCAAGUUCAGCAACAGGUUCAACAACAAGUUCAACAGCAAGUUCAGCAACAAGUGCAACAACAAGUUCAACAGCAGCAGCAGCAGCAACAACAGUCUCAGCAACAGCAGUCUAAUAGUGGACACAAUGUUGUUCCCACGCAAGUUCAAGUGCAGCCACAGGUAGCAGCAAUCAUGCCUCAGCAACAGGGUGCUGUUGCAGUAUCAAUGCAACAUCAACAGCAAGGUGUUGGUGGAGUGUCUAUGACCUUAUCUGGUCAACCAGGAGCAACAACUAUAACUACUAUGGCUGCUCAUCCGCAAGCAGUACAAGUUAUUCAGCAGCCUAUGCAAAACCAAGCAUAUCACUUACAGCAGCUUUAUAAUACUCAAGGAACUCCGCUAUUGAUGCCAAGCAACCUGGCUCUUCAUCCUGCAGGGAUUAAUCCUUCAUCUAUACAGGUCAUAACAGCUGGAAAACCAUUUCAAUCGGCUGCUCAACUCACGCCUCACAUGUUGACUACUGCAUCGACCCCGGGUCAGGGUGGAGGUCAUCCUGCAGCUGGGGGUACUAAAGUACAAGGAUUUCCUACUGGUUAUUUACCUGUGCCUACUUCUGCUACACCUGGAGCAGGACAAACUUUAGUAUUUGGACAAUUAGGUGUAUUAGGUUCUCCACAACCACCUCCAUCCAUACAACAGCAGCAGCAACAACAGUCUGCAGCUAAACAAGAUCAAGUACAAAAGUAUACCACGUGUCCAGCAGCUACGCCACCCGGCGGAAGAGGAGGCAUGCAAUUUGCACCAUGGCAAUUAACGCCACAAGUUGCAUGGACAGGAAUUCAACCCCCAGCAUUUCUUACCAAUCAAAUAUUCAUAAGAGGUCCUAAUCAGCCCGAUAUGUUCAUACAGAGUCCACAACCGAUUCAAGCUCACAAUGCACUAGCCACGCAACAACAAAUCCAGGGAGUACAACAGAUUGCUGCUGCAAGUGCAAAACCAAAGGUAAUGGAUAUACAACAACAGCAACAACAACAGGGUAAGCAGAGCACAGGUGGACAACGACCAUUGAGCAUACUGCCGUCCUCCCUACAAGCAGUACAAGCUGCCAAUAUACGAGCUGCCAGUUCCGUUUCUACGCAAACCGUUCACGGAGUACAAGCCACGGUAUAUGCACAGAGCGGCAAAGGAAGCGGGAGUAGCGGUAAAGGCCGUGGUAAACCACUGCAAUCGCCGCAACAGUCACAGCAACAGUCACAGCAAACAAUGCAACAACAACACCAACAGGUUUUUAUUCAACAGAAACAGCACACACAGCAGCAACAACAAAUGCAGCAACAGUAUCAACAGCAACAAGUGCAACCCUCGCAACAACAAAUACAGCCUAAACCCAUAAUGACAAACAUGGCCAUACAGCAACAACAACAAUCUGGUGUAGUCCUUGGUGGAGAACGCCCGAUCAUGCCUGUGGUUUCGGUAGGCGGUGUAGGGGUCGGUGUUGGAGUUGCUACCACGUCUCAAAUGAACCAAGUACAACAAUCACCAAUGUCCACGGUGCAACAGUUACCACUACAGAAUACGUUUCAGGCAAUCAAUUCGACAAUAAUUGGUAGUCAAAUCGUUAGUGGGACGUCCCAGGUUCAAACAAUGUCUAUGGUAAAUCAGUCGACGGAUCAGCAAACCCACGAUAAUACUAAUUCCACCAUAAUGAUCACAUCGCCCGAUCGUAAUCAUCAAGCAGAGUGUUCUUUAGUGUUACCAGGCACUACGAAUGUUCCGAUUACAAACGACGAAAAUUCUAAACAAAUUUUGAAGAAGGAAGAAACUAUGCCACUUACGAUAGAAGAGAUUACAGUACCACAACCAGAAGCGACAGAUGGGGACCAAUGUAAAGUAGUCGUAAAGGAUGAGGAAUGUUCACCUGUGAAGCCAGAUGAUAAACCGUGCAACAAUCCUUUGGCAGGACUGGCGAAUACAAUUAAUUCUAUAACGAACGGUGUCAGCAGCGAAGAGACUGCGGUAUUACCUGUGUCGGUACCAGUUACUGCAAACAGUAAACAUGUGCCUCCGAAAGCAAUGGUUAAACCACAAGUUCUUACACAUGUAAUAGAAGGUUUUGUUAUACAAGAAGCAUCUGAACCAUUUGCUGUUAAUCGAACGUCAUUAAAUAAUACAGUUAGUCAAGAGAAUAGUAAUAUUUUAAGUCGUAAUAAUAGCGUGUCCGAAAAAGAAAAUCACGAAGAGCCACCAAGGAAAAAGCAUGCUCCCAAUUAUCCCAGUGACGAGGAUGGGAGCAAUAUACAAAUCGGAAAGUGUGAAACAUGUGGUAAUUUAGUGGACGAGCAGAAUAUUAAGUUCAAAAAGGAGAAGCGAUUUUGUUCCACUGGAUGCGCAAAGAGUUAUGAAUCGAACAGCAAAAAACGCGAAGCUAGAGACCGCGACGGACCUGAAAAACAGUGGACUGAGAUGGAGACUGAAUCGAAAAACAUUGAUGGAGACAUCAUCAAGAAGAAUGGAGAAGAGAAGUCAUUGUCUACCACAACUACUACGUCUUCUGUCGACGAAAUACUGCCAAAAGUUAAUCCUGUCAAGUGGACGGUUGGAGAAGUAUGCGAUUUCAUACGCGGUUUACCGGGCUGUGCCGACUACGCGGAAGAUUUUGCUAUUCAAGAAAUCGAUGGUCAAGCACUUAUGUUACUCAAGGAAGAUCACCUGAUGUCAGCUAUGAGUAUUAAAUUGGGGCCGGCGUUAAAAAUUGUUGCGAGAAUCGACUCCAUGCGCGUAGAAUCAUUAUCGAAUUCUAAUCCCACUUCUAAUAACUCGUAAAUAUUUACUGCUUGAGAUUUUUAUCUUCAAAAUUUCAAGUUGCAGCCUAUGGGCUACAGGGUUUGUGCAAGUAUUCGAUCGGAUUAUAGAUUUAAGAUUUCUAAGAAAAACAUAAGAUGUUUUUAUUCUCUUUUAUUUUAUUCAGUUCUGACAGAAAUCCUUUCCUUUUUUCAUAAUUUAGUAGUAGUAUUGAUUACUAUGAGUUUCAGUUCUUCAGAUUAUACCAAUACGGUAUAAAGAUUGAUCUCUGUAAGACGAUAUUUCGAGCCCCGUACUAUUUCUUAGCAUGCUCAACAGCUUCAUCGGCAUUUAAAUAAAAGUACAGAAUUUAUUUAAUUUUUUAUUUUUAUGUAUUUAAUUUUAAUGUAUCAUAUUGGUAAAAGACAGAUAUACAAUUAUUUGCCUAUCGAUAAGUCUUACGUUGAUUGAUUUUUAUAUGUGUAAAUAAAAUCUAUUCUUCAUUUUCUAAAUUUAAAAUGUAUCUAUAUUGCAUCUAAGAAAUUUUGUAGACUACCAUUUUAUGAAGUAUGGUUGGCUAGAACUAUCAAGAAACUGAGUACAAAUUAUGUCCAUUACAAGAGAAAGAAAAAGAACGUUGUAUAUAUACUAUCCGGCAUAUAAGCGAUGUAUUUUGUACUCGAAAAUUACUUUUGGAAGGUGUACAAAAAUGAUUGCCUUCUGUAAGAUUUACAAUAAUUCUGAAAGAAGAUCAGGCAUCUCAAAAAAAAGUUAGGCUUUAUGAUGAAUAGUAAUUUAUGUGCUUGACAAUUUCAAAUGGAAAUAUAGGACGUUUGAAGCAACGUAAUUAACAUUAUCGACCAUGUACUUUGUAAAUGUAUCAUGUGCACUCACCUUGCAUACGUGUAAAUAUUAAACAUAAAAUGUUUAUUUAAUAUACAAAUUUUAUAACAUGAAA